Nipponia nippon (crested ibis) is the source of this 1844-nucleotide messenger RNA. The record is from RefSeq and is a predicted model, not a curated record. NCBI's taxonomy places the organism in Eukaryota, Metazoa, Chordata, Aves, Pelecaniformes, Threskiornithidae.
CAGUAGCAUGAAAGGGAAUUCUUCCUAAUGGACAACUAUUGAGCCCAUCGGGACUCCUGAGAAAGAUUUUUUGAAAGCUUGAGCCACGUCGGACUGGAAUCAUGUUAAACAAGCCAGUGCUGGUGGAAUCCCUGAUCGUGUUCGUCAUCAUUCUCUUUGUGCACGCAGUGGUGUGGGACCGGUAUUCCUGGUGCGCCGUCGCUCUCGCUGUCCAGGCUUUUUAUGUCCAAUUCAAAUGGGACCGUCUGCUGCAGCUGGGUGGGGCUGUAUUCCAGUUCCGUGCAGCAGCGAACAGUGGCCUCCUGCCAGCUAGCAUGGUCAUCCCCUUGUUGGGGAUAGCGAUGAAGGAGAGGUGCAAGUCUGCCGGCAUCGUGUACUUCGAACGUUUUGGCAUAGUUGUAGCUUCCACUGGCAUGCUGGUUGCUCUCUUUCUGUCUGUAAUAGCGGUUGGCAUCACAAAACCUGUGCCAACCAACACCUGCAUACUCACUGGUGUUGCUGGCAGUAUAAUUAUCUAUACCAUGAAGCACUCUUUGACUGUUUCAGAGGUGAUAGAGGUCCUAGAAGUGCUGCUAAUUUUUGUCUACCUCAGUAUGAUCUUGCUGUACUUGUUGCCUCGAUGUUUUACUCCUGGAGAAGCAUUGUUAGUUCUCGGAGGUAUAAGUUUUGUUCUCAAUCAGCUCAUUAAACGCUCACUGAAUGUAAUCGAGGGCAGAGGUGAUCCCAUAGACUUUUUCCUUCUGGUAGCAGUUGUUGGAGUUGUUCUUCUUGGGCUUUUUUUCACUGUGCUCUUCAUUUUCAUGGAUUCGGGUACGUGGAUCUCCUCCCUGUUUUUCCACAUGAUGACAGCAGUGUUAGGCUUAGGGGUCAUCAUGCCUUGGCUGUACCGACUGAUCCAGAGGAACCCUUUGUUCUGGCUACUCCAGUUUCUGUUUCAGACACAGACAAGAGUUUACCUUCUUGUAUAUUGGACCUUUUUGGCUGCUUCAGCAUGUGGCGUGGUUUUCUACCAGAAUGCUAAGAGAUCAUCUGAAUCUAAAAAACACCAGGCCUCGACUAUAACCAGGAAAUAUUUCCAUUUCAUUGUUGUAGCUACUUACGUUCCUGGACUAAUUUAUGACCGCCAGCUUCUCUACGUUGCUGCAGUACUGUGUCUGGCAGUGUUUAUCUUCUUAGAGUAUAUUCGGUACUUCAGGAUCAAACCAUUUGGCCAAACCCUUAGGCAUUUGCUGUCUCUCUUCUUGGAUGAAAGAGACAGUGGACCUCUAAUCUUCACUCAUAUUUAUCUCCUCCUUGGCAUGUCCCUCCCAGUAUGGUUGUUCCCUAGAUCUUGUGCUCCUAAAGGUACCUUGUCUGGGGCAGGAGCACUGGUCCCCUACGCUGGGGUACUGGCAGUAGGGGUAGGAGACACCAUUGCCUCCGUUUUUGGUAGUACAAUGGGGGAAAUCAAAUGGCCAGGAACAAAGAAGACCGUUGAAGGGACGAUGACAGCUAUUUUUGCUCAGAUCAUUGCUGUGGCUCUUAUUCUGAUCUUUGACAGCAGCGUGAAUCUGAACUCCAGCUAUGCCUGGAUUCUGGCAUCUGUGAGUUUAGUUUCUCUUUUGGAAGCUUAUACUACCCAAAUUGAUAAUCUGCUGUUGCCUCUCUACCUCCAGAUAAUGUUUAUGGCUUAGAAGCACCUCCAGGAACAAAGGUUUCUUCCUUUCUAGGGAAAAGUGAUAAUAGACUAUGCACUGUAAUGAGUGCUCAAAGCUGAUCUAAACACUGCUUUUGGUACGGCAGAUAAAAUUGUUAAAAACAGAAAUGAAAAAGACCUAUUUAAAAUAAAGGUUUUGUUUUGGUCU